Messenger RNA from Ostreobium quekettii, 1671 nucleotides. The record is from the annotation of a GenBank genome assembly. NCBI's taxonomy places the organism in Eukaryota, Viridiplantae, Chlorophyta, Ulvophyceae, Bryopsidales, Ostreobiaceae.
AUGGGCGCCGAACAGAGUGGCCAAGUCAGGGCAGCCCUGGACGGGGCCGAGGCGGAGGGGUCAGAAGGAAGGGCGGACGCCACCCAGCUGUGGAAGCUGGACAAGGCCAGGGAGGGCUUCCGGUGGCUCCUGGUGGCGUCGCCCGCCCCCCACGCCUUCUACGACGCCAACGAGGACUACGAAGAGCGAGAGAGGGCGUGGCACCUAGAAGUGGACGCCGGCGACAUCGACGAGCGCGUGGACGCCACCCUGAGGCUCAAUGCGGAACGAUCGUCCCUCUACGUGACCUUCAUCGCCCGGGAGGUCUGGCGCCUGUCCUUUCCCACGGAAGGCGAGUUCAGGGCCUUCUGCGCCGCGUACCAGAGGAAGCUGUUCGAGAACACGUACGGCGUGGAGGACUCCAGGAAGAACAGGGAGGCGGUGCUGGGUGCGGACUACGCGGGGCGGAUGUACGGCGAGGGGGAGGCGGAGGAGAUGGACUGGGACGAGGAGGAGGAUGGGGCCAGCGUGGCCAGCGAUGCAAGCCUCGAGAAGCAGAGGGACGGACAGCGUGCAAUAGAGAAGGCAGGCAGCCCCAUCUCACUGAUGAAGAUGGGAAUUGGUGCCAACAGCUUCUACAUGGCAGGCCCCAGCGUGUCUGUGCUGCGAAACAUGGAGGGCCGAGUGCAGGACAAAGCUGUGUCCUUCAGUCUAGAGAGCCCCAGCGGUGAAAAUAUAACACCAGUGAAGGCCAUCCUGGCUCAGGGCGAGAAGAAAAUGAACAUACUUGGGAAGGAGAGGACCAGCACUGUGUACAACGCUGACAUUGAGACGGGUAAGGUGGUUGCCGAAUGGGAGUUCCAGAAAGAUGGCGUGGAUGUUCCGAUGAAGGAGAUCACGACAGAGGCCAAGGGUGCCCAAGCUGACGAUAGGUCAACCUUCCUGGGCCUGGACACCAACCGCCUGUGCCGCUGGGAUCUAAGGGAUCCUCACGGCGUGGUGCAGGAGAUGACAAAAGAUGCGAUUGUGGAGUAUGUGGGCGGCAAGGACUAUGCCAGUGGAACUGGAACUAAGUUCACGUGCAUGGCCACCUCGGGGGACGGCUCGGUGGCUGUGGGGUCUGCGGACGGCAAGAUUCGGCUGUACAGCAACAACCUGAAGCUGACGCGCGCGGCCACUCAGCUACCACCCCUGGGGCCUGGAAUCACGGAGCUGGACGUGUCCUGCGAUGGCAAGUGGGUGAUCGGCACGACAGACCAGUUCUUGGUGCUGUUGAAGACGACCAGCAAGGAUCCCAAGACUGGGCAGAUGGUGGACGGUUUCAAGAAAUCCAUCGCACCCAUAUCUGCUCGCCCCAAGCUUCUUGCACUCAAGCCAGAAGAUGCGGUGCUGCUGGGAAGAAAACCACUGCGUCAUGGAAGGUUCACAUUCGUAACGGAGAGCGGCCACCAGGAGCGGUGGAUCGUGGCCUCCUGCGGCAACUACUCCAUCCUUUGGAACUUCAGGCAGGCCAAGACCAGCAAAGGGGACAGCACGUCCCACGGCGGCCUGCAGACAAUCACAAAGUAUCACCUUGUCUCGCAAGCGGAAGACGUCGUCGACUCGCAGUUCAUGCAUGAAAACUAUGCCGCAGACAGGCUCGGCCAGCAGUCCUCACUCGUGGUCGCGACGAAGAACAAGCUGCUGUCAUAG